CUGAGGCAACGAACCGUGAAACCAGGACGUUUCAACACAGAGAUGGCCCAGCCUGGCACCGUGCCUACAGGGUGCUUCCCCUGCUGCCAGCAGAGGUUGGCUCUUCAACGGAGCAAACGUCCUUUGAAUGUGGGUAUGUUGGAGAGCCGCAGCCUUCACCCCUGCCCUCCUGCAGAGCUCGGCUGUCCAGGGCUGUGCUGGUUUGGCUGUGCAACCCCUGUGAACCACCUCCACCUUCUGCAGGUCCUGGGGGGCUCUGAAGACCUGCCCUGCAUGGGGUUCUCUUUGGCCACCAUCAGAUGAGAAUGUGCUCCCAGCCCAUCCCUCGCAUCCCAGUCACUCCAUGAACCCAGGCUCUUUUCUGGAUGAGAUUUUAAGCGCAGCAGGGCUUGGUGGGCUUCAAGCUUCCCAACAGCAGCAGAGCCCAAGCUAACAGUGCACCAAGAGCUGCUCCUCCUCCUCUUCCUCCUCCACGUGCUCUUUCAUGGUCAGGCUACAGCGGCUUCCUGGAGUUGCACACAGCUCCUCACCAGCCGUUAGGAAGGAGCUGCUGGUUUCAGGCGAGGGGCACCUCGGAGAGGCUCCCCUUGCGUGAGUCCUUCUGCUUGGGUGCCUCUGGUGGCCUUCAGGGAGGAGGAGAGCACACAGGAAAGCAUCCGCUGAUGGAAAAUGACACAUCUGGAGAGGAAAGAGGCCGUGGUGAGGCACCUACAGGCAAAGCUCCAAGGGAACAGGAGAGACCCUCCCAUAGUGGGUGGCUGCCCCGAGAGUCAGUCUGCAGCGUCCCUUGCAACAGAGCCAGGACAGACCCCCCUGCCAGAGGCCCCCCGGAGCAGGAGGGUGGACUUCAGCAGGGCUUCUCCAUCACACAGUAAAGGUGUGGGACCGUGUUCACCUCCUCAUUCCAGCUCCGAGCCCCCGGGGUGGGUGGUGCAGCUGAAGAAGGGCACUGCUCAAGGUGGCAGCUUCCACCCAGCCCCUGCCAAGCCAGGAGGAGGAGAUGUGUUGAGCAAGGAGGUGGGAGGCACGUCUGAUCCUCCCCGGAGAAGCUCAGCCCAGCAGGCACGGCCGCUCGCCAAAGAAGGGGGUGCUCCAGCAGUUCCUGUGCAGCCUGGGCACCCAGCUCAGCCUUGGAGGAAGCCUUUGCCACACAUCAAGGCACUGGGAGCGAGGCCAGCCAAGCCCAGGCGUCCUCCUGUUGUGGAUCUGGAGAAGUUUGGUGCAUCUGCACAUCGUGGGAUGCCCAUCCAUCCUGCCGCGGAGGCACCAAGGGGUGCUCAGCUGGGCCACCCCAAACCAGGCUAUGCCACAUCAGCCCCAGCACGGUUCCCAACACAGGAUGCUUCAAGUGUAACAGGGGGUGAAGAUGAGAUAUAUGAUGAUGUAGAGCCUGCUGGGCUCAUCAGGAGAGCCCAAGGCUUUCUACUGUCCCCCACGUGCCAGCCGCCAGCAAAUCCCUGCCCCAGAGGAGGGUUUGCUUUUACAGGUGAAGAUGCUGGUCGAGCCUCUAAGGGGUUUGCCUUGCUGGCAGCUGCACAGAGAGAAGCCCAGGUCCCCCGGAAGAUGAAGCCAAUGACACUCAAGGAAUGCAAGAAGGAAGAGAAGGCCGACAGGGAGUUUCAGAAGAAAUUCAAGUUUGAAGGAAGCAUCAGUGUCCUGACUCAGAUGAUGGUCGACCCCGCGGUGACAGAGAAAAGGGGUGGAGGGAAGAACCUGCCGCUGAGACGAGGAGAAAUUCUUGAUGUUAUUCAGUUUACAAACCAGGAGCAAAUCCUCUGCAGAAACAGCCAGAGGAGGUAUGGCUACGUGCCCCGGACCGUGAUGCUACACCUGGACACUGACAUCUAUGACGAUGUCGAGAUUUACGGUAGGCGUGGAGGGAGCCGCUGCUGUAGCCCCUUCACCAAGCAGUGAGCCCCACAGCAGCACUGGGGCCUCCCCUCCUGCCCUCUCGCCGUUUCGCCACUUUCCCUCUCUCCUUUCCCGCUCUGUGAUUCCCUCUCUGGGACAUCCCUCCCUUGCUCUUAGUUCCCCACAAGUCCCCGUGUUCCCCUGUUCACAAUGCUUUGGACUUCCCCUCACCCUUUUCCUUCUCAGCUUGCUCCCUCCCCCUGCUGCCAGCCCCACGGGGCUCUCUGAGACGUCCCUGAUCCCCUGGACAACUCAGGGACACCCUUUCCCAAACGGUUGCUCACUCCCAGCAUGCACAUUCCAUCCCCUGGCUCACAGAUGGAGCUGAAUAGAAACAACUGUAUUUCAGCUGUACUGAGGAGCAAAUGUUUUAUCUGGCAGGGUGAGGAUCCAUGGCUAAAACCAAAGGUACAAGACACCACCGACAGAGACCUCCCCAAGGGUCAAAAUGUGAUCCAGGUCACACCUUC
This is a messenger RNA of Pezoporus occidentalis (night parrot), 2381 nucleotides long. RefSeq names its product PML-RARA regulated adaptor molecule 1 (gene PRAM1). Gene Ontology annotation, molecular function: protein binding. The coding region runs from base 670 to 1914 and encodes 414 amino acids. Gene Ontology annotation, cellular component: plasma membrane. The transcript has 9 exons. NCBI's taxonomy places the organism in Eukaryota, Metazoa, Chordata, Aves, Psittaciformes, Psittacidae. The record is from RefSeq and is a predicted model, not a curated record. Gene Ontology annotation, biological process: protein localization to plasma membrane; integrin-mediated signaling pathway; T cell receptor signaling pathway.